GUUUUACCUUGUGCUGAAUUGCAAUUCUUGCUUCCUCCCUUGUUUCUCCAAGACAGAUGGUUGCCGAAAUGGACAAUUCUCCCACCUACAAAAACAAGUGAACCGGGAGAAAGAAAGAAGCUUAAAGCCUAUUUUGAUUAAACCUCUCCCAAACCGGGAUGGUAUCGUCAUGUGGGAUAGACUUUGGUCGCGACAGGAUCCGAAGCAGUGGACAUUCACCAUAUAAACACCACAUCCAACUCUCCCCUGCAUGAUGCCUAAACAACGCCAAUAUGUCGAUGCAGACUAUAACCUCCAAAGGCAUCUACCAUGGCCUGCCAACCUUCCCCGACGACCUCACCGGUCCCACAGCGAUCGUAUGCGGUGCCAAUGGUAUCUCGGGCGAUCACAUGCUCCGCGUGCUCUGCGAAUCCCCCAAACGCUGGACAAAGAUAUUUGCCCUGUCCCGACGACCGCCAAACAAACAAUGGCCGAGCCACGUAGAGCACGUGUCCAUGGAUUUCCUAAACCCACCCACACAGCUAGCCGCCCAAAUGAACGAGCAGAACAUCAAAGCCGACUACGUCUUUUUCUUCGCCUACGUCCAACCCACCCCCAAAGAAGGCGGCAGCAUCUGGAGCGCCAACGAAGAAUUGGUCAAACUUAACACCCAACUCCUCCAAAACUUCCUCACAGCCCUAACCCUCACCACCCUCCCCAAAACAAUCCUCCUCCAACAAGGCGCAAAAUACUACGGCCUACACCUCGGCCCCACCACCGUCCCCCAAGAAGAAUCCGACCCCCGAAUUCCCCUCGAGCCCAACUUCUACUACCCCCAAGAAGACACCCUCAAAUCCUUCGCCCAAGAACACAACAUCUCGUGGAUAAUCACCCGCCCGUCCGCCAUCCUAGGCGCCGUCCCGGACUCCGCAAUGAACAUCUGCCUUCCCCUCGCCAUCUACGCCUCGAUCCAGAAACAUCUCGGCAAGCCCCUCGAGUACCCUGCCGACUUGGCCUCCUGGGAAGCAAGCAAAGAUCUCUCCAGCGCGCAAAUGAACGGAUAUCUCGCUGAAUGGGCUGUGUUAACGGGAAAUGUGAACCUGAGUGUCAAUGCGACGAAUGAUUGCGCUUUUACGUGGGAGAAGUUCUGGCCGUGUCUUGCGGAGAGGUUUGGUGUGGAGUGGAAGGGGCCGGACGUGGAUGUAGGUGAGGGUGAGGGGUAUAAGGAGGUCGAGACGUGUAAUCCGCCGCCGAGGGGGUUUGGGCCACCCGGGAAGUUGAAAUGGAGGUUUACGUUCUCGGAGUGGGCGAAGAGGGAGGAGGUGCAAGGGGCGUGGAGGGUGAUGGCGCGGAGGUAUGGGUUGAGGGAGAGGGAAUUGUUGGAUAUGGAGAGGGUUUUUGGGUUCGUUGAUGCGGUGCUUGUGUGGUCGUGGCCGAUGCAGUUUAGUACUACGAGGAGGAAGAAGUUGGGGUUCUUUGGGUUUGUGGAUAGUACCGAGUCGGUGUUGAGGGUUUUGGAUGAGUUUGUUGAUUUGAAAAUGAUUCCGCCGAAUGAGUAGAGGGUUUGGUGCACGGAUAAGUAUUGAAGAUUGGAAAGUUAAUUUAUUGGGCCCCGAUGAGAAAUGUUCACUAAUUAUUCU
This is a messenger RNA of Aspergillus sclerotioniger CBS 115572, 1619 nucleotides long. Its product is annotated as SDR family oxidoreductase. The coding region runs from base 273 to 1538 and encodes 421 amino acids. The record is from RefSeq and is a predicted model, not a curated record. The transcript is spliced from 4 exons. NCBI's taxonomy places the organism in Eukaryota, Fungi, Ascomycota, Eurotiomycetes, Eurotiales, Aspergillaceae.